AUGGGACAAACGAGCCUGCAGUUAGUUAGUGGGAUGCUGCGGCAACUACGAUUCAGAAAUUCUAUAGGAGUUACAGCACUAGACGAGGCCUUGCAGAUUGUGCUGUGGUUGGACUUCGCAGCUUUGAAAGGAGGCUCAAAGUCCUUUAACGUUGAGAAACAUAAAGCUGCUUUGCCGGUUGGCACGGGCUAG
Molecule: messenger RNA, 192 nt
Organism: Prunus armeniaca (apricot)
Lineage: Eukaryota; Viridiplantae; Streptophyta; Magnoliopsida; Rosales; Rosaceae
Source: the annotation of a GenBank genome assembly